Cottoperca gobio is the source of this 2178-nucleotide messenger RNA. Its product is annotated as transcriptional-regulating factor 1-like. Bases 39 to 1733 code for a protein of 564 amino acids. Gene Ontology annotation, cellular component: histone deacetylase complex; transcription regulator complex. The transcript is spliced from 13 exons. Gene Ontology annotation, molecular function: transcription corepressor activity. NCBI's taxonomy places the organism in Eukaryota, Metazoa, Chordata, Actinopteri, Perciformes, Bovichtidae. Gene Ontology annotation, biological process: negative regulation of DNA-templated transcription; regulation of transcription by RNA polymerase II. The record is from RefSeq and is a predicted model, not a curated record.
CACACACACACACAUACACACACAGUCAGUCGCAGUCGAUGUUUCAGGUAAUCUGCCCCCCGCAGCAACCCCUCUACAACCAGAAUCCUGAGCCAUGUUUAAAUAAUCCAGAUUGGAGCUGCAGGUUCUUGUACCAGCAGAACCAGUUCAGCACCGGAGUGACGCACCAUGGAGGGGGGCUGGACGACACACACAUACACUUCAGCGGCGGUGUGUACGGACAGACACACAUACCUGGUGCUCUGCAGGACACCUGGGGGCCGACUCCGCCCCAGGUGCAGAGCUCUCUGCUGGGGGGAUGGAGCCCGGCAGAAGACUUCUUUUACCAGGAGAACUACCCCCCCCAGCCCUUCUGCAGCCCCACCACCCCCGGCCCGAGUCCUCAUUACCCACAAACCCCGGCGAUCUCCAGCCCCGGGGCUCAAAUUCAACAAACAGGGAAUCUGGACUUUCACGUCCCAACAUCCAGAGAGAGCUGUGACGGCUCGCUGAUGACCCCUGACCCCGGGCAGCAGCACCCGUAUCAGACAAGCCCCCCCCUUCUGCAGAACCAGAGUGAGCUGAUCCAGAUCCAGGCGGGCCUCCUCCCCCCCCGCUUCGUUCCACAGGCAGGAGGCUGGGACCUCAGCGGUGCUGGCCAGCUGCCAGGCCUCGCCGCUGGGCUGAGCUGGAGAGAGGAGGGGGGGGGCGGAAUACUAAAAAUGAAACGAGCAGAACCUGAAAACUCUGAGGUCCGAAAGUCCAGGCUGCUUUGUACGGUGUGUAAACGUGAUUUCCGGAGUCUGCCGGCGUUGAACGGACACAUGCGAUCCCACAGCGGAUCCAGAUCAGCUACAUGGUUGAAAAAGGGUGAGGACUCCGGGGUCCAACCAUCCGUCUCCAUGGUGAUGCCUGUCUGCGUGCCCGUCCAAUCAAAAGGCCCGUCCAAGGCGGGACAGAAAAGCCGCCCGUCUGCAGCCACCAGGGGCGCUGAGCCACUCUACCGCAGCCUGUUGCACCAAGAAGAAGAUGAGGGUGACGGUGCACGUUACACCCCCCCGCCCAUGCUGUGCCCCCUCAGGGCGGGGUCAGGGCUGUACCGCUCCCUCGCCACCAGGAGGCAGCAGAGAGCGUCGACUGUGCGGCUCCACAACGCACACAAUGAAUUUAACGACCUAGUUGCCAUGGUGACAGCCCCCCCGCCUCCCGGGACACUAAUCAAUAAGCCGCGGAUCAAUGAGGGGCGGGGCUUCCAGGCAGAAAUCCCACAGCUGCGGGUCCGAAAAUAUGCCGACUCCGACUCCCACAAUGCACUGCUGCUGUGGACGCCGUGGGACGAGUUGGAGUGUCCUAUCAAUCAACAGAGAGUUGCAGCUCUGCUGUCGAUGGUCCGCUCCAGCGUGGUGCCGGGGGGCGGGGUCAGCCCAGAGUCUGCCCUCCACGUCCUAUCAGAGUGCAGGGGAGACUUCCUGCUGACGAUAGAGAAACUGUUAACGCCGGGAACCACAAACAUCAACAACAUCAACCACACCGCUCAACAGCAUCCAAGUGUCAGGUGGAGCACAGCAGAGAGGAGGUUGCUGGUUAAAUCGCUGCAGCUUCAUCACAAAGAUUUCAGCAGAAUCCAGAAAACUGUUCACACCAAGUCUCUCUCUGAGUGUGUGGAGUUUUACUAUCUGUGGAAGAAGAAGAGUCUGAGGACCCCGGCCGGGCCGACCGGUCGAAGGUCGUCAAGAUCCCAUGAUGCAACAUGAACCAGUGGAGAGACACACAUUGAUUUAUAAUGUUCAUUAUUAUUAUUAUUAUUAUUAUUAUUAUUAUUAUUAUUAUUAUUAUUAAGGCUUAAAGUGUUUACGUUAAAGUUGAUGCCAUUAAUAAAAGAAUAAAUCUGUAAAAGAAUAAGAAAAUAAAUGUGGAAAUAUAAAGAGAAAUGAAAUAUUAAAGAAUUAUAGAUAAGCAUUUAUUUAUAUAUAUUUUUUAAUAUAUUUAUUUUUGUAAUUUAGUCAUAUGAAAACAAUAAAUACAUUUAUACUUUGUUAGUGUAUAAAUAUAUAUAUACAGAAACAAAGGAACAGAUAAAUGUAAAUCAUGAAUUGAACAUUGUUAUUGUCUUUAUAUUUACACAUGUAUUGGAUUUGAUUGUUAUCUUUUUAAUUGCUUUCUGAUGUCAGUCUUCUAUUAAUAAAACCUUUCUGUCUC